This is a messenger RNA of Daldinia vernicosa, 1045 nucleotides long. RefSeq lists its product as uncharacterized. The annotation marks the transcript as partial. NCBI's taxonomy places the organism in Eukaryota, Fungi, Ascomycota, Sordariomycetes, Xylariales, Hypoxylaceae. The transcript has a single exon. The record is from RefSeq and is a predicted model, not a curated record.
CCUCUUACCUCAACAACACGCUUCGUUCCCAUUGCUGACCAUAUGCACGUCCCGGUCUAUUUUAUUGCCGAGUUCCCUACCGCGUGAUAUGCAGGCCUGUGUGGCUGUGUCCAGACGAGAGACCAACGAUAUUCGUCGCUACUGCAUAUGCCAUGCACUUUUCGUCCAGACAUUUUCGUCCUACUUCCUUCCUACUUGCUACUUGUUACUCGUUGUCCCUUAGUAGCGGUCAUAUCCUUUCUUCUUCUAGAUGGACAACAAUGGCGACGACAACAGCCUGGCGAUCCAUUGGAUUUCGGGCUCAAGUACCGACAGGCCUUCGAUGCACCGAGACAACAUACGAGUCUCAUUUGUCAUUACUGAUGUUGCCAACCAUCUCCAGUACUUACUACUUACUAUAUCCUUCCCCUUUCCGGUAAACAGGAACGUCAGCCCUUUUAAGCCGUGAGAGUGGUUUUUUUUUUUUUUUUUUUUGCCUGUUCCCCAUUUCUCACACCCCCUCCCAUGUCUACGGGUAUUUGUCUUAUCGAGUGACGUUAGGAUACAGAUGGUAUCGGAACUGGUAGGUUAUUUAGGUAGUCUGCUUGCUCGUGCAUGGAGGUGAUCCAUAUACGUAACACCGAGAAGAAGCAAAUAAAACAAAAUAAAAGUUUUCCUUCUCCUUUCCUUCUAGUAUGCAUCUUAAUGGCCCCUUGCAGCAAGCCUGCGUGCGCGUGGGAUAUCUUAUCCGCGGAGAUUCACAAAUGUAUGUCGACCGAAUGGUACCGUCUUUCUUCGCUUCUACCCCGGCUCAAUCAUCAUUGGUAAAGAUCGAAAUAGGUAAAUAAAUCACAAUCUUAUAUCGAAAACCCUAUCGACGUCGCAAAUCAAACGUUAUCGUAUUUAUCAGAAUUUGACGCUUUUAUAUUUAUUUAUUUUUUUUAAGACGUAUCAGUUCUCAGCUGCUUUGACGGCAUGUAGAAUGAAACGGGUGUAAUAGCUCAGCCGCUACCAACGGUACUGACGUCGAUGGCUGGACGACUCGUGUCAAGACGGUAUACGUGAC